Molecule: messenger RNA, 894 nt
Organism: Closterium sp. NIES-67
Lineage: Eukaryota; Viridiplantae; Streptophyta; Zygnematophyceae; Desmidiales; Closteriaceae
Source: the annotation of a GenBank genome assembly
ACUAUGCUUUUCUCCUGUCUCCCUCCAUCACCUCUCAUCGCACCCAUCCACCAUCUCGAGUUCAGCACCUGGAGCUCUUCCUCAGUUAUGGCGUCCCCAUUUGCAGGAUGAGACAUUCUGGUGCUAGACGGACUUGACCGCUCUUAUUUAUUGCUAACGUCGAGGCUUCAGCUUUCUAAAGCGGCGAUUUUCUCAUCCUCGACGGAUGGAGGAGUCGGCUUUUUAGGUGUUUCAUCUCAGUGUGUGGACCCCGCAUUCGCUUUUGAUUUCGACAAGUCCGGUCCGGAGUGCUUAGGAUAUGUCGAUCCCCUGGAGACCGCCUUAUACUCCAAUCACAACGUCUUCGUUAUUCCAUUCGCCUCCUGAUUUAAUCGACAAUAAGCUAUAUCUGGGAAACCUGAAUUCAGCCUCCGACAAGGAAUUGCUGGAUGGCCUUGGCAUAAAGAGCAUUCUAACAAUCGCCUCCAACGUUGGCCCUCCUAAGUUCCCUGGCGCAUUCAAGUACACGGAGGUCUCCAUUAUAGACUCGUCUCACGUGAACAUUAUUGAACACUUCGAGAUAUGCUUCAGAGCCAUUGACGAUGGAAUCAGAUCAGGCGGCAUCCUUGUUCAUUGUGUCGCAGGUAUGUCAAGAAGUGCGACAGUGGUCAUAGCAUAUCUAAUGGCGAGGAAAGGCCUCAGUUUUCAAGAAGCAUUUGCACACGUCAAGAAGUGCAGACCAAUUGCACAACCUAAUUAUGGCUUCAUGCGACAGCUAGAGAAGUUCGAAGCCUAUCUUCGUUCGGAGAGGGCCAAGGCUGUACCAUCCAAGGCUUGACUCAUCUCCUUCUCGUGGAUCUUUAACUCCACCUUGUCCUUGCUGCUACAUACAGCACUUCCCUAAGUGAAUGCAUA